This is a messenger RNA of Chiroxiphia lanceolata (lance-tailed manakin), 1096 nucleotides long. RefSeq names its product T cell leukemia homeobox 2 (gene TLX2). The record is from RefSeq and is a predicted model, not a curated record. Gene Ontology annotation, cellular component: nucleus. Gene Ontology annotation, molecular function: RNA polymerase II cis-regulatory region sequence-specific DNA binding; DNA-binding transcription factor activity, RNA polymerase II-specific. Gene Ontology annotation, biological process: regulation of transcription by RNA polymerase II; animal organ development. Lineage: Eukaryota; Metazoa; Chordata; Aves; Passeriformes; Pipridae.
AUGGAGCGGGAGGGCAGCGGCCCGGGUCCCCCCGCGCCCCACGAGCCCAUCAGCUUCGGCAUCGAUCAGAUCCUGGGCGGCCCCGAGCCCGCGGGGCCGCACCGGGCGGCCGCAGAGCACGACUACGGGCUGUACGGCGGCGGGUACGGCCCCGCCGGUCCGCUCGGUUCCUACAACCUCAACAUGAGCAUGAACGUGAGCGUGAACGUGACCCCCGCGCCCGCCGCGCCGCCCGCCGGGGUCAUCCGCGUCCCGGCGCACCGGCCCGCGCCCGCUCCGCCGCCCGCCGCCCCCGCCGCGCCGCCGCCGGGGCCCGCGCUGCCGGUCACCUUCCCCUGGAUGGAGACUACGCGCCGCAUCGCCAAGGACCGGCUCUCAGCCGCACUGUCACCCUUCACGGCCACGCGACGCAUCGGGCACCCGUACCAGAACCGGACACCGCCCAAGCGCAAGAAGCCGCGGACGUCCUUCUCCCGGGUGCAGAUCUGCGAGCUGGAGAAGCGCUUCCAACGGCAGAAGUACCUGGCCCGGCCCGAGCGUGCCACCCUGGCCAAGGCCCCUCAAGAUGACGGAUGCCAGUUCAAGACUUGGUUCCAGAACCGCCGCACCAAGUGGAGGCGUCAGACGGCGGAGGAUCGCGAGGCGGAGCGGCAACAGGCCAACCGGCUGAUGCUGCACCUGCUACAGGAGGCUUUCCAGAAGAGCCUGGCGCAGCCCCUGCCGCAGGACCCGCUCUGCAUGCACAACUCCUCGCUCUAUGCCCUGCAGAACCUCCAGCCCUCCGAGGACAACAAGGUGACAUCGGUCUCGGGGGUGGCCUCUGUGGUGUGAGGGCCCCGGGUGUCGCCGAUGUGCCGGGAGGUGGCAGUGGGAGCCCAGCCUGCAGCAGGGAGGGGACUGCAGCUUCCUGGGGCCUCCCACGGGCAGCCCCCUCCCUGCCACUGACAAGCCCCUUGGGCCCCCUGGCUGGGUGGCCAUGCCCCUGCAAUUGGACUCAAAGCUUUACCAAAUCCCACCUGGAGCACCGCUGUGGGCAGCCCCCUGCUCGGACCCCCUGGGAGCCCACAGCCAGGCCCUACACCCUGCGGGGCUCUGC